AUAAUAGAUUAGCUCAUUUUGCACCAAAUAAAACAGGCGAGUGUCCUUGGUGUUCAAACGAAAUCCAAGAUCUAGAGCAUUUCAUACUUGAAUAUCAAAUUAGUAAAAAAACUUUGAAGGUAGAA
This is a messenger RNA of Racocetra persica, 125 nucleotides long. Lineage: Eukaryota; Fungi; Glomeromycota; Glomeromycetes; Diversisporales; Gigasporaceae. The record is from the annotation of a GenBank genome assembly.